This is a messenger RNA of Gigantopelta aegis, 4018 nucleotides long. RefSeq lists its product as uncharacterized. The coding region runs from base 521 to 1120 and encodes 199 amino acids. The transcript has 3 exons. Gene Ontology annotation, cellular component: membrane. NCBI's taxonomy places the organism in Eukaryota, Metazoa, Mollusca, Gastropoda, Neomphalida, Peltospiridae. The record is from RefSeq and is a predicted model, not a curated record.
AGGGCGGGGAGCAUUUUGUCACAGUUUUCACAAACACAAUUCUACUUUGAGUACAUCACCACAGACAGUACAGCGGAGACACAUUGUGAAAUUGUUGAUAAUAACUCGCACAAAAGGCGGAAGGAUUUAACUUAAACGUUUUGACCUGAAUCAGGAAGUCAAAAUAGUUUGUGUGUUGCUGAUACUAAAAUCAUAACGUCAACACUGACCCCAGUCACAGUGCAGUUGCUUUAGUCUUAACAGCACUUCGUUGUUUGUUUUAUAUGCCUGUUUCAAGUGUUUGUAUAGGGGAUGUGAUUCCCAAAGUAUAUGACUGCAACGUGUGCAUAAACUAAAAGUAAAUGCUAAGAAUUUUAUUGUAGUGAAAUUGUGUAAGAUAAUAUUUUUGCGACUAUAGUCCGUUUCAGAAAACGGGACAAACCGUGUUGACAUCAAGUUAAAAGUGCGCUUCAGAAAAUUUCGACCCAUCUAUUUUGCAUAAUUUAAAUAUUUUGAUACCUCAUUUCCAUUUGAGAUACAGAUGGCGUCGUGUGUUGUGAUUGUUGCCAUAAUUUGUGUUCUUUUUACCACUGUUGCAACCAUUGUUGCGUUUGCAACACCCAACUGGUUGGCAUUUCGUGGAACAAACGACCUUCAACUUUGUGGUUGUCUAACUUGUGACUGUGGACUGUGGCUGCGAUGUGUUUCAUCGGAUAGGAAUAUAUUAAAAGGCAAUCUCGACAACUGUGAUUGGUUUUUCACAAAUGACUUCUACAUUGAACGAGCACUGCCAGACUGGUUCAAGGCGGUGCAAGGCCUGUUGUCAUGCGCUGUGGCCAGCAGCCUGCUGUCUCUCCUGAUUGGCCUGUUCUCUCUGUGCUGUAUGUGUAAAACAUGCAACCCACACCAGGCGGCGGGAGCCUUCAUCAACUUGACAUUCUUACUGUUGGCGGUUGCGGUGUGUGUGUUCGGCGCCAAGGCACACAUUGACCACCAGGUCGAGGUGGUUGUCAAGGACAACGUCAUUGAACCUUUGUUUGGUUGGAGCUUCUGGACCGCGGUUGCUGCGGCAACCCUGGCGCUGUUGUCCAGCAUCCUGUACUUCUGUGUGGGGCGGUCCAACGAAUACCAGUACAAUUAAGUUAAUUAAUAAUUAAGAUGGAGGACGCUAAACAAGCACAAAGUCAGCUAGGUACAGGUACAUGUAACUGUGGGAAUGGUAACUGCAGGGAAUGUUUUCUUUAAAACAAUGUCACGGUUCAAUGUCUAGUCACUUGGUAGAGUGUUCGUCUGAGGUGCUGGGGUCCUACAAUUGAACUACCUUGGUGGACCCAUUCUCUAAUUUACUUUUUAUCCAUGCCAAUGAAUGCCCCACGAUUUGACAAACCAUCUAUGGGUGGCUGGUUGACUUAACCAUCUAUGUGUGGCUGGUCGACUUCGACAAACCAUCUAUGUGUGGCUGGUCGACUUCGACAAACCAUCUAUGUGUGGCUGGUUGACUUCGACAAACCAUCUAUUUGUGGCUGGUUGACUUUGACAAACCAUCUAUGGGUGGCUAGUCGACUUUGACAAACCAUCUAUGGGUGGCUAGUUGACUUUGACAAACCAUCUAUGAGUGGCUAGUCGACUUCGACAAACCAUCUAUGGGUGGCUAGUCGACUUUGACAAACCAUCUAUGGGUGGCUAGUCGACUUUGACAAACCAUCUAUGGGUGGCUAGUCGACUUUGACAAACCAUCUAUGGGUGGCUAGUCGACUUUGACAAACCAUCUAUUUGUGGCUAGUCGACUUUGACAAACCAUCUAUGGGUGGCUAGUCGACUUUGACAAACCAUCUAUUUGUGGCUAGUCGACUUUGACAAACCAUCUAUAGGUGGCUAGUCGACUUUGACAAACCAUCUAUGGGUGGCUAGUUGACUUUGACAAACCAUCUACAUGUAUGUGUGGAUAGUCGACUUUGACAAACCUACUAUUAGUGGCUAGUUGACUUUGACAAACCAUCUAUUAGUGGCUAGUCGACUUUGACAAACCAUCUAUUUGUGGCUAGUCGACUUUGACAAACCAUCUAUAGGUGGCUAGUCGACUUUGACAAACCAUCUAUAGGUGGCUAGUUGACUUUGACAAACCAUCUACAUGUAUGUGUGGAUAGUCGACUUUGACAAACCUACUAUUAGUGGCUAGUUGACUUUGACAAACCAUCUAUUAGUGGCUAGUCGACUUUGACAAACCAUCUAUGGGUGGCUGGUUGACUUUGUUGUUGUGUAGUGUACUGUAUUCACGGCUUCAGCUUAAGGCAUAUCACGUGUAUAAACUGGACUCUUGUAAUAUGUCUUUUCUCAGGGUUGAUAUUUUUUUCUUCUUUUUUUAAUAUUCUGUAAAACAUAAAAUAUUAAUUGGUGAAAAAUGAAUAUCUAAAGAGCCCGUAAUAGCUGAUACUGGUGAUUUUGUUUUGACAAACUGCUAAUUGAUGGGGAAGAGGGUUGUAUUCGUAUCUGAUAACACUAUUAAUCAAGGGAGAAUUGUGUGCAUGUACUUAACAUUUUUACUUAAAUAUGCUUUUUUUUAAAGUUGACUAUUACAGUGUCCUACUCCAAUACACUAUGAAAAGCAAAUUUUAACUAGUUAUAUUUAAUUAAUAAUAUUGUUGACAUAAUAAAUUUCAGUCUUCAUCAGGAAGGCCAGUGAUCACUCCCACCCCUCUUUACACCUGUUUGUUUUAGGAGAGUGGCACCUUGGUUGCAUUGCAAUAAAAUAUUUUACUAAAUUUUGUUUAAAAUUUCACGUGACUGUUCACCAAACACCAUUUCAUGGGAGUGAUCUUAAGCUUGCCUUAAUUCUGCUCAUGGUGAAGUCUGAAUUUUAUUUGGUUAUGUAAGUUCAUAAGUUCAAAUAUGCCAGAUUUAUGCUGUUUGGUUUAAAAUUAUUAUGUGUGCAGGGAUAUAUUUUUUCAGCCAUUUUUUUUUUCAAUUUUUUUUCCCCAUAAAAUAAUGUUUACAGAAUUUUUUUAAUGUUUAAUGUUUACAGAAGUAAACAUAAUUUGAUGUGAAUUGCUGAAACAAAUAACCUAUUUUAGUGUGGUAUAAAGAUUUUCAGCAGUUUGUAGAUCAUUUUAAUUUUUAUUUUCCAAUAAUGUAAGUAGUUCUGAUAUGGUGUACUGGUAAAAUAGAUAUAUGUACAUAUAUUUCAAUAGAUGUACUUUCUAGUCCAUUAUUAUUAGAAUAUUAUAGCUGAUAAUAUCACCUGUGUUUUAUUUAUUGUCCUGAUGUCUUUGAUGAUACCUGUACAUGGUCUGUCCUUAAACACAAAGGUAUUAAUUGUACCAUGGUCGCAGCAAGGGUUAUGUAAUAUACAAAAUAACACAGCACAUACUGUGGAAAAAGUACAUAUAUAUACAUACUUACGUAUUUACGUACAUACGUACGUACGUAUGUAUGUAUGUACAUGUGUGUGUGUGUGUGUGUAUAAAUCAUAUCAUGAACAAACUAGAAUCCUGUCAAAACCGGCCAAGAUUAUAUGAUUAUAUAUACAUGGGUUGUGUUUUACAAUUGAGAAAAAUAUAAAGAGUUCUAUAACAAAAUACGACAUUGUGGUUUUGCUGCAAUUUGACUUAGCUUAAAUUACAGGAAGCACAGUUUUUAACAUCCUGUCCAAUGAGCAUAGAUUGCAUUUUGAUGGAAACUUUAUUGUAGUGUUAUUGAGUAUUAUAUUCACCUCUACAAAAUCUGGAAAUUGGUGUAUAUCACGUUUUAAAGAGGAUCUAUUCAUAUACCGUCUGUUAAAAAGGUUCUUAAAGCCAUGACAAAAACAAGUUCUGUUUAACAAUGGACUAAGUAGCCAUCCCGGGAACCUAAUAUUUAUCUGGUGUUUAGGGGGUCAUGUUUUAAAAUUGAAAAAAAUCAGGACCAUGCAUGAAACUUGGCUGGUUUUGACAGGAUUCUGGUUUGUUCAGGGUCAGAUUUAGACAGGUUUCAAUACAUAUACAUAUGUGUAUAUAUAUAUAUACUCAACAACAAAAGUUUAGCUAAUGUUAAAAGAAAUGGC